AUGGCAGCUUAUGCAGCUCUGGUUUCUGUGAUGAACAUUAUUGAGCAGAUGAUGAGCCAUCCUCGCCUUUCAAUUGUAUUCGACAAGAAACAGAUUGAAUCCCUUGGGGAAAAGGCUGAUGGCUUGCUCGACUUCAUAACCAACACUAAUAUUGAUGGAGGUAGCAAACAAGCAUCAGAUCUGGAGAGUCAAAUCGCAUCUGCAGCUCACGCAGCUGAAGAUGUGAUUGAAUCACACAUUUUCGAUCAAAUUCAUGCUGGAUCCAGUCAUGGAUGCUCGUUGUUGGAUCUGCAACAAAUAAUUGAAGAAAUGGAUGGUAUCAUGAGAAAGGGUGCUGAGCUCAAGGAGAAAUGGCGAGCGAGAGAGGAGCAAGCUGCACAUGGUGACGUGGAUGUUGUGGAGGAGAAACAACCUCUCACCACCACUGGAAAGGCUUCUCCGGUGGGACUCGAAGACGACGUGAUCCACAUCAUGGACAAGCUCACCAUACAUCAAUCCAAGCAGCUCAUCAUCUCGAUUGUGGGGAUGGGCGGCACGGGUAAGACCACGCUUGCUCUAAAUGUUUAUGAAAAUUCACUCAUCCAGAGACACUUUGACAUUCGUGCUUGGGCUACUGUAUCUCAACAAUACAGUGCACACGAAAUCUUUUCAAAACUUCUCUCUAGCAUAGGGCAAAGUGGAAGUGGAAAUGAUUUAGGGGUAAAGUUGCAUCAGACUUUAUGUGGUAGACGAUAUCUGAUUGUAUUAGAUGACAUAUGGAGUGUCGAAGCUUGGGAUGAGGUGAGGCUUUACUUUCCUGAUAAUGGGAAUGGAAGUCGGAUCGUUUUAACUACUAGGUUGUCGGAUGUGGCUAGUGAUUGUGGCUCUAGUUCUUGCAUCACCAUGAAACCUUUAAAAAAGGAUCAAAGUUGGGUGUUGUUUUGCAGAAACGCUUUCCAGCAAGAGCAUUGCCCUUAUCCUCAACUAGAAAGUGUGGGAAAUAAGAUUGUUAGAUUGUGCAGAGGACUACCCUUGUCAAUUGUUGUGAUUGGAGGGUUUCUUCUCAAAUCGCCUAGGACUGUAGGAUUCCGGGAGGAUGUUGCCAAGAAUAUAAAAUCAAUCCCCACUUCAACAGAAAAGCAGGAGAUCUUAGAUGUGUUAUCUCUAAGCUAUAGUCACUUGCCCCCUCAUCUGAAACCAUGUUUUCUUUAUAUGGGAAUUUUUGAGGAGGACCGUGAGAUUCGUGCAUCACGAAUCAUCAAACUUUGGGUUGCUGAAGGAUUUAUCAAACCGAAGAGAGCCCAAAUGUUAGAAGAGAUUGCAGAGGGGUACUUGAAUGACUUAGUUGACAGGAAUCUUGUUCUUGUUGGCAGAUAUCGAUAUAAUGGGAAGAUUAGGUCUUGUCGACUUCACGAUCUGAUAAGAGAUCUGUGCUUGAAAGUAUCUGAGAAAGACAAGUUCUUCUAUGCCAAGAGGGCACUCGGCAACAUGACUGAGGAGCGUCGCUUCAUAUGUCAUGACUUCAUCGAGAGUGAAGAUGUUCAUGGUAUGUAG
Salvia miltiorrhiza (redroot sage) is the source of this 1533-nucleotide messenger RNA. Its product is annotated as putative late blight resistance protein homolog R1A-10. Gene Ontology annotation, molecular function: ADP binding. Bases 1 to 1533 code for a protein of 510 amino acids. Gene Ontology annotation, biological process: defense response to other organism. Lineage: Eukaryota; Viridiplantae; Streptophyta; Magnoliopsida; Lamiales; Lamiaceae. The record is from RefSeq and is a predicted model, not a curated record. The transcript has a single exon.